AUGAGCAGUCAGUCACCCGAAGGCAUGGAAAGCACCUUUCUGCGCCGAUGGACCGCAGCUCGACCCGAGCCCGUCCGAUUUAGCCCGGCAUGGUGGUGGGUCUGGACCAUUCGCUUCAUUGUCUUUGGCAUCACCGGCAGCUCGUCCGUUUACUUUGUGCGACCCUUUAUGCGCGACUCGCUGGGCAUUGAGGGCACUUUGAUCGAGGGUCCUUGGAGUUAUCGCAUUGGCAGCUUUGUGUUUGUUACACCCAUCUACACGGUCAUUCUUCUCAGCAUUGGCUUUGCCUCGGGCCAAUUCGCUUUCUUUGCCAAUGUGGCGCGUCGCAUGUGGUGCCGGAUCCUACCUGGCAUUGUCGCUAAACCUGCCAAGAAGGCAUGA
Molecule: messenger RNA, 381 nt
Organism: Monosiga brevicollis MX1
Lineage: Eukaryota; Choanoflagellata; Craspedida; Salpingoecidae
Exons: 2
Coding region: 1-381 (126 amino acids)
Source: RefSeq, a predicted model, not a curated record